Haliotis rufescens (red abalone) is the source of this 2918-nucleotide messenger RNA. RefSeq names its product X-ray radiation resistance-associated protein 1-like. The transcript has 15 exons. Gene Ontology annotation, cellular component: nucleus. Bases 26 to 2401 code for a protein of 791 amino acids. Lineage: Eukaryota; Metazoa; Mollusca; Gastropoda; Lepetellida; Haliotidae. Gene Ontology annotation, molecular function: protein binding. The record is from RefSeq and is a predicted model, not a curated record.
GCUGUUGCCUUAGCGAUGUUUCAAAAUGGCGACGGAAGGGUUACGAUUUGAUGAUGGAUCUGGAGUUUUUGCUUCAAAUUGUUUCCCGGUCCGGAGUAUAUUUGGCCAUGGAUACGACGGUGGUGGAGCAUGGCUCAUAGCUCAUAGAGCGGAGCAGAGGAGAAGAUUUAAGGCUGUCCUGUGCACUAAACCAAGGACUUACUCAAGGAUCAGAGAAGAAAGGAAAAAGACUGAGCGUCUUGGUACAACCCUUGAUGGUCAGAAAUUUGAUGAAGAUGAGGAGGAAGAAGAAGAGGAGGCCCCUACCUUGGAUGGAUUCUUCCUUAUGAAGCAGUGUUGUGUGGAGGAUCCCUCGGACCUGUGCUCCAUCAACAUCGCGGGCAAGGAGCUCAGUGAGGUCAAGGAGGACGACUUCAGCCUCUUUGACAAUGUUGCUUAUGUCAAUGCGGGAGAGAAUUAUCUCCCCUUUGAGGCCUUCCGUGGCUUCCCUAUCAUACGAGAACUUGAGAUGCCUUUGAAUGGUUUGCGCAGUUUGAAGAUAGAUGUCACAGACUACCCAUUUCUGGAGUUACUGGACUUGUCCUACAACAACCUGUCUUCUGAGGACGUCCUGGCACUGGGGUUACUCCAGAAUCUCAAGGUCCUACACCUCACCGGCAACAACUUCAAGACACUGCCUGCUGACAUGUCGCUGCCCUAUAUCCCAGAUCCAAAACAAAAGACACGGUACCAAAGGUUCACAAAGCUGGAAGUACUCAUGCUGGAUGACAACAAACUUGGUGAUGUGAGCGUGUUCGCAGCACUGGCUGGGUUACAAAAACUUCAUCAUCUCAAUAUGGAGAAGAAUCAAAUUGCUUACGUUCCACAACUAAAGUCCGUAGAGGGCAAGGUCGUGACCCAGGAAAUCACAAUCCCUGAAAAGAAGAGCAAGUCAAGUGCAAAGGGAGGUAGAAGUAGCCGACGCUCAAAAUCAAGGGCAAGUAACUCUGCACACUCAGGUAAUGCUGAUGUGCAGAGAGCCGCCUCUCCUGAGGUCAAAGUUCAGAUUGAGGUCAAGGCUGAAGCACUGAAGGAGGUAUCUCAUCUCACCAAGGUGGAGGAGGAAGAGGAGGCAGUCAAUGUAGAGGACACUGAGAAACCCAAAAUGGAGGCGAAUCCUGUACAGGAUAACACGACAACAGAGGAGAAAGAGCUGUUAAAUGAUGACCUCAGUUUGAACGUUGGAGACCUGACCGCUCGGAUGAACGAGUUGAAUGAUGAUGCAGGGGAGACAACUCACCAGGCGGAGGACCAGCAAGCACAGUGCCCCUUCCCUGAACUGCGCUAUCUGAGUCUGGCGCAUAACCAGAUAAGUGACGAGGAUGCUCUGUUGGCCGUGGCGGCGUGGCCCAUGCUGGUGGAGCUGGUGAUACACAGCAACCCCCUGACAACCAACCACAGCGGCAACCCACCCCUCUUGAAGCGCUUCCUUCAGGACAGACUAGGCAUCAAGCUCGUCAGGAAAGAGCAGCCAUCAAUAGUGAAGCCGCAUCUGGAGGUUCACACACGGAAACACAGGACGGUGUCUGGCACUGUGCCGAAGGUGCCCAAACCCAGCAUAGAGGACAGGCUGAUGUUAGAAGCUCCCCCUCAACAAGCCCCGCAACACCCUGGUCAAGGGGAGAGAACUCUGUCUGGACUGGAUCUGCAGAAACCUCUGCCACCCAUCUCACCCCGGGUCUCCAAAGAAUGUCCACAGCCGUCACCACGAGUCGAUGCAUGGACAGAGGAUAAGAUGGCCACCACAAGCAGUGAAGACGCCUUCUUUAUGACACAGGUGGACGACCAGGAGGAAGAAAAGAAUGCUGCUUCAGAAGAGAAGACGGAGAAGAGAGAGCGAAGGAAAUCUGGGAAGAUCAGCGAUAGAUAUUGUGGAUACGAGGAGUUGCUGGACGUAGAUUCAGAUGAGGAGGAUGGGGAGAUUCCCAAAGAUAUCCAAGGCAACGUCCGAGCCCUGAAGUAUGCUCUGACCCACCAGCUGGUGUAUCGGGACCCCUCCGUCCACCUGGACAAGGUCACACGGCCAGUCCCAGAGUACAGAAGGGUGCCAGUGCCGCCUCCUAAACCCAAGACCCAAGCAGAGAAAGUUGAUGAGGUGCUUGAGAACCUGCGAACUCGAAGCACAGUGGAUGAGGCAAGCCUGGUGGAUGUGCUGAGCCACAAGAAGCAAUAUAAGAAGCAGUUCCCUGAAGCCCAAUCUCUCCUCCAGCAGAUCCAGCGUCGCUACAACGUCGUCCGUGUGAGCUCCAUGAAGGAGGCCCGAGAGGCAAGGAAGCACAUGCAGGGGGCCGCCGAUGAAGUGGGGAAGGCCAACAAACACAUCACCUCCCUCAAGAAGAAGGGGGUGAAGGUGUGCGAGUGACUGGACCUGAACAGGCAACAGCUCAACAUCUCCAGUCUGUCCUGACGUCCCUCCAGUGUAUUGUGUUGUGGUCACAACAUGCUGCUGUUGAAGUCCGUUCCAAGUCUGUCAGUUCUGUUCCUCACCAGACAAAUCAGUUCCUAUCAGUCAUAGAAGUGUCCAUCCUUCUGAGUUUUGAAGUCAAGACCUGUUGUGUCAUUUCCAAUUGAGUUAAUCAAAUUAUUGAUCGUUCAUGUAUGUAUUUGUGGUUGUUUUAGUGUAGAUUUUUGUUUGUUUUAGAUUGUUUUAGCUUCUUUUCAUGUUAAUUAAAAUGCUUCUCUGUGUCAUUAUCUUCCUUUGGGAGAAUAGUUAAUAAUGAAUUGUAAUGACUGUAAAUUUGGUUCACAAUUCCGUCCUAAUUAAUGUGAUACUGAUCUGUGAUAACCGCUAAGUGACUUUCUGUGUAUACAAUGCUUGUAUCCAAGCUUAGACUUACUGUUUUCAUGGUUGCCUCUUACAAAUAAAUACUUUCAUACAA